AUGAGUGAGGGCCAUAUUCAGCAGAAAAUUGGACAUUUCAGUUCGUGUAAAGGGGGGCAGACAUCGUCAGAAUGUGAAAUUGCUGGUUUUCCGUGGAAAUUGCUUACAAAGCCGCAGUUUUUGGAUGAGACAGAUAACGUGGAAUACCUCAAUGGUCUUACACAUUUCCAGCUGGUCUUCGAGUUCAAUCUUAGGCAAAAUAACAGGGGUUACCAGAAAUUUAUUGAGAGGAAAGAAGUUAUUGACCAAGAUAAAGGAUAUAUUAACAAUGAUGAAAUCGUUAUUAACGUAAAAAUUAGCGUCAAGGAUGCUAGUGGAGUUUGGGGUCCCACUUUUUGCAAUUUCUUGGUCGAUGAACCUACUUCUGACGCGCUUCUGCUUGUGGGUGGCUCAAAACUCCAUGUUAACAAAGGAGUAAGAAAAUAA
This is a messenger RNA of Enterobius vermicularis (human pinworm), 426 nucleotides long. The record is from the annotation of a GenBank genome assembly. Lineage: Eukaryota; Metazoa; Nematoda; Chromadorea; Rhabditida; Oxyuridae.